UUUAGAGUAUCUGCAAUGGUGAAAUGAAGUAACUCAAAGAUGAGCAAGUUAAAAGUCAUAUCAGAGAAAAGCCUUACCAAUAAUUCUCGGAUUGUGGGACUCCUGGCUCAGCUGGAGAAGAUCAAUACUGAAUCUACAGAAUCAGAUACUGCCAGAUAUGUUACAUCAAAAAUUCUUCAUCUGGCUCAAAGUCAAGAAAAAACAAGGAGAGAAAUGACAGCCAAAGGUUCUACAGGAAUGGAAGUUCUGCUGUCAACAUUAGAGAACACGAAAGAUCUUCAAACUACCCUUAAUAUCUUAAGCAUUCUUGUUGAGCUGUUGUCAGCAGGUGGAGGUCGAAGAGCAAGUUUCUUAGUUGGCAAAGGUGGUUCACAAAUAUUGUUACAGUUACUUAUGAAUGCCAGCAAAGAAUCUCCCCCACAUGAGGAGUUAAUGGUACAGAUUCAUUCUAUUCUUGCAAAGAUUGGACCAAAAGAUAAAAAAUUUGGAGUGAAAGCUAGAAUCAAUGGGGCUCUGACUAUAACGUUGAACUUGGUCAAACAGAAUUUGCAGAAUCAUCGCUUGGUUCUACCUUGUCUUCAGCUUUUACGAGUAUAUUCUGCCAACUCUGUCAAUUCAGUAUCCUUAGGGAAAAAUGGAGUUGUGGAGCUAAUGUUUAAAAUCAUCGGACCGUUUAGUAAGAAGAAUUCAGGUAUUAUGAAGGUUGCUUUAGACACUCUUGCUGCAUUGCUAAAAUCAAAAACAAAUGCCAGGAGAGCUGUAGACAGAGGAUAUGUCCAAGUGCUUUUAACAAUUUAUCUAGAUUGGCACCGUCAUGAUAAUCGGCAUAGAAACAUGCUCAUUCGGAAAGGAAUUUUGCAGAGUUUAAAAAGUGUUACAAGCAUCAAGUUGGGAAGAAAAGCAUUUAUUGAUGCCAAUGGGAUGAAAAUUCUGUAUAACACUUCACAAGAAUGUUUGGCAGUCAGGACUCUUGAUCCUCUUGUCAACACCUCCAGUCUGAUAAUGAGGAAGUGUUUCCCAAAAAAUCGCCUGCCACUCCCAACGAUUAAAAGUUCUUUCCAUUUCCAGUUGCCGGUUAUUCCUGUGACUGGCCCUGUGGCCCAGCUCUACAGUUUACCCCCUGAAGUGGAUGACGUAGUGGAUGAAAGUGACGACAAUGAUGAUAUUGAUGGAGAAGCUGAAAAUGAAACUGAAAAUGAAGAUGACCUAGCUCCAAAUUUUAAGAAUGAUGAUAUUGAGACAGAUAUUAACAAACUAAAACCCCAGCAAGAACCAGGACGAACUAUAGAAGAACUAAAAAUGUAUGAACACCUUUUCCCUGAACUUGUUGAUGAUUUUAAGGACUAUGACUUAAUCUCCAAAGAACCAAAGCCUUUUGUAUUUGAGGGAAAAGUACGUACUCCUAUUGUUGUGCCUACGGCAGGAGAGGAAGCAUCUGGGAAUUCAGGCAAAUUAAGAAAAGGAGUUGUAAUGAAGGAGAAGGUAUCUUCUAAAGAAGAUGAAGGUGAUAAGAAACCUACCUUUAUGAAUCUAGCAAAAGAAGACAUUAAAGAUAAUGACAGAACAUUACAACAGCAGCUAGGUGACCAGAAUAGAACUAUUUCAUCAGUCCGUGGCUUAAACAAUGAUAUCGUAAAGGCCUUGGACCGAAUUACAUUGCAGAAUAUUCCUUCUCACACAGCCCCAGGUUUUACUGCAGAAACAAAGAAGGACUACAGCCUCCCCCUUAGUGUUCUUACGUGCACUAAAGCAUGUCCCCACAUGGCCACUUGUGGAAAUGUUCUGUUUGAGGGAAGAACAGUUCAGCUAGGGAAGCUUUGCUGUACUGGAGUUGAAACUGAAGAUGAUGGAGAUACCGAGUCUAAUUCAUCAGUGGAACAGGUAUCUAUUGAAGUACCUGAUGGACCAACACUGCAUGACCCAGACCUCUAUAUUGAGAUUGUGAAAAGUACAAAGUCUGUCCCGGAAUAUUCAGAAGUGGCUUAUCCUGAUUAUUUUGGUCACGUUCCGCCUCCAUUCCAAGAGCCUAUUUUAGAAAGGCCUUAUGGUGUCCAAAGGACAAAAAUUGCCCAAGAUAUUGAGAGACUAAUACAUCAGAGUGAUAUCAUAGAUCGAGUGGUAUAUGAUAUAGAUAAUCCAAAUUACACCAUUCCAGAAGAAGGAGAUAUUUUGAAGUUUAACUCCAAAUUUGAAUCUGGGAAUCUGCGCAAAGUAAUUCAAAUUAGAAAAAAUGAAUAUGAUCUGAUUCUGAACUCAGAUAUAAACAGCAAUCAUUAUCAUCAGUGGUUUUACUUUGAAGUCAGUGGAAUGAGGCUAGGUGUUGCUUACAGGUUUAACAUCAUUAACUGUGAAAAGUCCAACAGUCAAUUUAAUUAUGGUAUGCAACCACUCAUGUAUUCGGUUCAGGAAGCGUUAAAUGCCAGACCAUGGUGGAUUCGUAUGGGGACUGACAUUUGUUACUAUAAAAAUCACUUCUCAAGAAGUUCGGUAGCUGCAGGUGGACAAAAGGGAAAAUCCUACUAUACAAUUACAUUCACUGUCAAUUUUCCACAUAAAGAUGAUGUUUGCUACUUUGCUUAUCAUUAUCCAUAUACCUAUUCAACUUUACAGAUGCAUCUUCAAAAAUUGGAAUCAACACACAAUCCUCAGCAAAUCUAUUUUCGAAAAGAUGUCCUAUGUGAAACCUUGUCUGGAAACAGCUGUCCUUUGGUGACUAUAACAGCAAUGCCAGAUCACCGCUGUUCUUUAAGUGGAGAGGAUUUGAACAGGCAGUGGCAAAGUCCAAAUCCAGAUUUACAUCCUACAAUUUAUCAUGCUAAGGGGCUGUUACAAUACCUGGCUGCAGUGAAGCGUUUACCCCUGGUUUAUUGUGAUUAUCAUGGCCAUUCCCGAAAGAAGAAUGUAUUUAUGUAUGGCUGCAGCAUCAAAGAGACAGUGUGGCAUACCAGUGAUAACGCAACUUCAUGUGAUGUUGUGGAAGAUAUAGGAUACAGGACUUUGCCUAAGGUACUGAGCCAUAUUGCCCCAGCAUUUUGCAUGAGCAGCUGUAGCUUUGUAGUGGAAAAAUCUAAAGAAUCCACAGCACGUGUUGUAGUUUGGAGGGAAAUAGGAGUACAAAGAAGCUAUACCAUGGAGAGUACUUUGUGUGGCUGUGAUCAGGGAAAAUACAAGGGUUUACAGAUUGGUACUCGAGAAUUGGAAGAGAUGGGAGCAAAAUUUUGUGUUGGUCUACUGCGUUUGAAAAGACUGACAUCCCCAUUGGAAUAUAAUCUGCCUUCCAGCCUGCUUGACUUUGAAAAUGACUUAAUUGAAUCAAGCUGCAAAGUAACUAGCCCUACCACCUACGUUCUGGAUGAAGACGAACCGCGAUUCCUUGAAGAAGUUGAUUACAGUGCAGAAAGUAACGACGACCUAGAUGUUGAACUGACUGAAAAUGCAGGAGAUUAUGAACCUUCUGCUCAAGAAGAAGGACUUUCUGACUCUGAAUCAUCAAGAACAUACCUACCCUGAGCCCUCUGCUGUCUCUUGUUAACUGCAAAGAAAUGAAAUAUCUUGGUUUUUAUUACACAGGAAAUUUGAGAGAAACGAGUUGAUAGAGAGCUGACUCAAAAAGACAAAAGGAACUUGGGCCUGUUUGGUUUCAAGACAAUAAAUAUUAUUAAUUCAUGA
Messenger RNA from Galeopterus variegatus (Sunda flying lemur), 3669 nucleotides. It is a transcript of the gene AGTPBP1, whose product is annotated as ATP/GTP binding protein 1. Bases 40 to 3510 code for a protein of 1156 amino acids. Lineage: Eukaryota; Metazoa; Chordata; Mammalia; Dermoptera; Cynocephalidae. The record is from RefSeq and is a predicted model, not a curated record. Gene Ontology annotation, biological process: protein side chain deglutamylation; C-terminal protein deglutamylation. The transcript has 24 exons.